UUUUUUUGUGACAUUGAUUUAUUUUUCGUUCUUUUUUCUCUAUAGGAAGGUAAAGCAUAUGUAAAACGAACUGCAAAGAAAACAGCUGGACGAAAACGUACUACUGGUGGACGAGCUAAGAAAUCGACAAAAAAAUAA
Adineta steineri is the source of this 138-nucleotide messenger RNA. NCBI's taxonomy places the organism in Eukaryota, Metazoa, Rotifera, Eurotatoria, Adinetida, Adinetidae. The record is from the annotation of a GenBank genome assembly.